CGGUUGUUAUGCAGAGGGUUCCCUGGGACGCCUGAGAGCUCUCUGAUUGGUGGAAGGCAACCGGAAGCAUUGAUGCGUCAUCCCUCUCUCGGCUGCUCAGCUGCAAAGCGCGCGAGGACAGGAGUGUUGUUAACUGUGUAUAGAACAUGUCGAAAAGGAAGAGCAGUAAUUCAGGAGCCACACCUGAUAAGAGAAGUCGACUUUCUCAGCCCGGAUCGUCUCAAGAUGAGGAUGAAAUCGGCUUCUUCAGUUCAGGAGAUUCAUUGCCCUCCUCACAGAGUGCCUCCGGUGAGGUAGGAAUCAUAGAGAGUAUCUCCCUGAAGAACUUCAUGUGUCACUCACUUCUCGGACCUUUUUCAUUUGGCCCAAAUGUCAACUUUGUUGUUGGAAACAACGGAAGUGGAAAAAGUGCCGUUCUGACAGCUUUGAUUGUGGCUCUGGGUGGUAAAGCUCACACCACCAACCGAGGCUCUUCUCUUAAAGGUUUUGUGAAAGAGGGAGAGAGCUCUGCAGAUGUGUCUAUCACUCUAAGUAACAGGGGUCGUGAUGCGUAUAGGCCAGACGUGUUUGGACGAUCCAUCGUCAUAGACCUUCGCAUAUCCAGCGAGGGGGUUAGAACAUAUAAAAUCAGAAGUCAAACAGGUCACAUUGUGUCAUCAAAAAAGGAGGAGCUGGUUUAUAUUCUGGAUCAUUUUAACAUCCAGGUGGACAAUCCAGUCUCCAUUCUUACCCAGGAAAUGAGCAAACACUUCCUUCACUCCAAAGGAGAGGGGGACAAAUACAAAUUUUUUAUGAAAGCCACUCAGCUUGAUCAGAUGAAAGAAGAUUACAGCUACAUCAUGAAGACCAAAAACAUGACCCAAAAUUCAGUGGAAAAGCACAAGGAGACCCUUGAUGAGCUAAAGAGGAAGUUGGUUGAGAAGGAGGAGCGUUUUAAAAGUUUGGCAUCACUGGAUGAAAUGCAUCAGAAGUUGGAUGAGCUAAAGAAUCAGAUGGCCUGGGCUCUGGUGACAGAGGUGGAGCGUGAGAUUCAGCCUAUGAGAGAACGAAUCGCAGCAGAGGAGAAUUCCAACAUCAAAUAUGACCAAAAAGUGGAGGAGUGGGAGGGAAAAGUUCAGGAGGCCAGCAGGAUAUUCAAACAGUUACAGGAUCAGUCGGAUGGGAUAACCGAGCGGGUGGAACAGCUACAGCCGCAGUGCACUAAGCUGAAGACUCGAGCGCAGGAGGGCAACCGACAUCUUAAAGCAGCAGAGGCUGGACUUCAUCAGAAAAAGAUCAACUUGAGAGACCUUGAGAAAGAUAAAGAUCAGCUGAACAGACGAAUCAAGGAACUCAAAAGCAGUAUCGAUCAGAUAAAGUCAGCUGACACUCAGGCACGUAUGAAGAAAAUAGAUGACAUUCAGACUGAGCUGCAAGAUCUGGGCUGCAAUGACAGCACUUUGGCUCAGCAGAUCGAGCAGUUCAGCCAAGCAUGUAAUGCUGAUCAGGAAAAGCUGGGUAGAAUGAGGCAUGAGCAGCAGGACCUGCAGCGUGCAGCGGAGGCCAAGCAACGUGACCUGGCUGCUAUGGAGGGCAGUCGAAGCGACCGCCUUCGUCGUUUCGGCGAGCAGAUGCCUGGACUUUUGAGGGCUAUAGAUGAGGCCCAUCGCAGGGGCCAUUUUAAGAAGAAACCUGUUGGACCACUCGGUUACUGUAUCCGUUUGCGGGAUCCGGAUUUGGGUCUUGCAGUGGAAUCUUGUCUGAGGGCUCUAAUGUUGUCUUUCUGCUGUGAUAACCACCAAGAUGAGAAAGUGCUGCAAAACAUUAUGAAAAGCUGCUUCCAGCAGGGCAGGAGACCCCAGAUCAUUGUCAGCUCAUUUACAGACAGAGUCUAUGACGUCAGCAGCAAAGCUGUAAGUCAUCAGGAAUACCCAUCAGUGCUCCAGGCUCUUGACAUUGAGAAUCCAGUUGUUGCCAACUGCCUGAUUGACAUGAGAGGAAUAGAAACCAUUCUACUCAUCAAGAACGCUAAAGAUGCACGGAGAGUCAUGCAGGGUGGACACCCACCACGCAACUGCAGGGAGGCUUUCACCCGCGAGGGGGACCAGGUUUACAAUAACCGAUAUUACUCAUCUGACCAGCACAGAGCUUCCUACCUCAGCAGAGAUGUUGAAGAGGACAUCAGACAUUUGCAGUCAGCUUUGCACGCUCAGAGAACGCAAUUGGAACGCUUUCAGGAGGAGAUGCGGAGAGUCGGUGAGGACGUAAGGCAGAACAAAGCUCAUCUUGACCGAGCCUAUAUAGACCGCAAAAACGUUCAGGAACGUUGUCGGAAACUUGAGGCAGAAUUGACAGAGUUGCAAAACAUUGAAGAGCCUCAGCUGGAGGACUUGAGACCUUUGGAGGAGGAGUUGGAAGAGCUUGUCAGCCGGAUAAGCGUGUGUCGGGAGGAGUUUGAAGCGGCACGUAAGCAGAUGCUCAAUCUGAAGAAGGAAUAUGAGGAGGCUGAUCAGCUUUAUCGUCAGCAGAGGGAAGCUAUUAGCCGAAUUUCGGAGGAAGCUGAACCUGUAAAGGAGCAAUUGCGUAACAUUGACCAGGAACUGGCGAGAAGUAAACACCACAAAAAACACUACGAAGAGAAACGCAAAAGUCACAUGGACAUGAUUGCGGGUCUAAAGAGAAGUUUGCAUGAGAAGGAGCAGGAGUUACAGGCUUCCAUGGCGAAAGCCUCAGAAAUCUGCUCUGAGCGUAUAGAGGUGAGAAGAACAGCCAAGAGUUUGGACAGUGAGAUCAGCCGCCUCAAAAACAAGAUCAACACCCAGCAGGACCAGCAGGGAGACAGGGACAUGAUUGUCAGGCAGUACCACGAUGCAAAAGAAAACUACAACAAUAUCGCUCGACAAGUGAAGGGUCUGUUAGGUUUUAUCCAACAUUUAACUCAGAUCAUGAACACAAGACAAGAUGUCUACAUUCAGCUAAGAAAGUAUCUUUCUGUGCGCUGUAAAUACUAUUUUGACUCCAUGCUGUUUCAGAGAGGAUACAUAGGGAAAAUGACCUUUGACCACAAGUCUGAAGCUCUCUCCAUUUCAGUUCAGCCAGGAGAGGGUGGUAAGGCCGCUCUGAGUGACAUGCGCUCUUUAUCUGGAGGAGAGCGGUCGUUUUCGACUGUGUGCUUCGUCCUGUCACUGUGGGCCAUAGCGGAGUCUCCAUUCCGUGCUUUGGAUGAGUUCGACGUUUAUAUGGACAUGGUGAAUCGCAGGAUCUCCAUGGACAUGAUGCUGAAAAUCGCGGCCAGCCAGCGUAACCGGCAGUUUAUUUUUCUCACUCCGCAGAGCAUGAGUUCCCUGCCGGUCAACUCUCUAAUCCGUAUUCUGCGACUGAAUGACCCUGACCGCAGCCAGUCGCUUCCCUUCGGUCAGAGGAACCCAGAUUGAAGUUUCCCUCUACUGUUUGUCCUGUGUUUAUAGGUUUGCUUUGAGGUUUCUUUCGGAUGAGUUUUCCUAAUAGGCAAGGCAAUUUAUUUUACAACAUCUUAAUGACACAAUAUUUUUAAUGACACAGACAAUUUUUUUUUUGCACAGCCCUACUUGUGCAUAUUGUGUCAUUAAGAUAUUGUAAAAUUAAUUGCCUUGCCUAUUAGUAAAGAAACAUAACGCAAACUUUUGGGGUUUUUUUGCCCAGCCCUAUGCACAAGGCAAUUUUCAGAAGAUCGUUGUUUACAUUUCUGCACUUUACAGUUGUCUGUUGCAUAAAGGCUUUUAUGGGAAUUAUGUUAGUUUUCUUCUAAUGUUAUUCAUAAUUAAUGAUGCAUAUAUAUUUACAUACUCAUAUCUGUUUUAGUUCUCCAUCACCAGUUUGAACAUUUCUAUGCUCUACUAGAAAUUUUACAGGUUAUAGAGUUAAUGUUUUCUGAGUUCAAUGUAAUGCAAUGACAUUUGCAUUUAAACAGUAACAAAUGUAAACCUAAGAUUGUAAUAGUUAUGAUUUACAGUUACAUAACUGAAAGUGAAAGCACUCGAAUGUAAUUUUAAAAUGUUAUUUUUAUUUCAAUUUUCAAUGUUUUAUAUUUUAUUUUGAAUUUAGGAGUAUUUAAAAGGAAAUUAAAAUUGUUUCCUAUUUGAAAAGAAAA
Misgurnus anguillicaudatus (oriental weatherfish) is the source of this 4108-nucleotide messenger RNA. RefSeq names its product structural maintenance of chromosomes protein 6 (gene smc6). The record is from RefSeq and is a predicted model, not a curated record. Lineage: Eukaryota; Metazoa; Chordata; Actinopteri; Cypriniformes; Cobitidae. Gene Ontology annotation, cellular component: site of double-strand break; nucleus; Smc5-Smc6 complex. Gene Ontology annotation, molecular function: damaged DNA binding; single-stranded DNA binding; ATP hydrolysis activity. Gene Ontology annotation, biological process: double-strand break repair via homologous recombination.